AUGGCGGGUGCCGAUCCCCCGCAAACUUAUAGUGAGGCUUUGAGACGAGCAAUGAGGGCAGAGAUAUUCGAGAACAAGAUCACCCUAGUAGGUCCCUCAAUAGAAGGAUCGAGUGAACCACCCUCCGCCCCACAGAGAGAAAAAGUUGAGGGUGGAAAGAGCAAAGAAAUGAAGAGUAAUAAAAAAAAGUUUCAGCCUAGACAGAAUAGAAGGGAUUUGAAGAGUAAACGACCUCGGACAGAAGGGUUUCCCCCUUGUCCUAAAUGUGGGAGUAACCACUCAGGAGAGUGUUUGAGAGACCAGAACGUGUGCUAUCGGUGCCGGCAGCCAAGGCACUUGAGGAGGGAUUGUAAAGCUCAUCUCCCAUUAGCAGUUCAGAGUUCUAGAGGUACUAGUGCCAGAGUGUUUACAAUGGCACAAGGUGAAGCAAAGGCCAGUCCAUUAGCUGUAAUUGAGAAAUUAGGUUAUGGGUACAAAGAGAAAUAG
Molecule: messenger RNA, 486 nt
Organism: Pistacia vera
Lineage: Eukaryota; Viridiplantae; Streptophyta; Magnoliopsida; Sapindales; Anacardiaceae
Exons: 2
Coding region: 1-486 (161 amino acids)
Molecular function (GO): zinc ion binding; nucleic acid binding
Source: RefSeq, a predicted model, not a curated record